This is a messenger RNA of Vigna radiata var. radiata (mung bean), 2017 nucleotides long. Its product is annotated as protein NRT1/ PTR FAMILY 1.2. Gene Ontology annotation, molecular function: transmembrane transporter activity. Gene Ontology annotation, cellular component: plasma membrane. NCBI's taxonomy places the organism in Eukaryota, Viridiplantae, Streptophyta, Magnoliopsida, Fabales, Fabaceae. The transcript has 4 exons. The record is from RefSeq and is a predicted model, not a curated record. Bases 77 to 1828 code for a protein of 583 amino acids. Gene Ontology annotation, biological process: transmembrane transport.
UCUGUCUGUCUCUUUCCUUUAUCACGUUUUUGCAUCAGUCCCUCUUAAAUUUAACGCUCGAAAAGAAACGGAAAAAAUGGAGUCUUCUGGUGCGGCGAACGAUAAUCUCUUGGAAAAUGGAACUUCUUCGUCUUCUGAAUCCGAAAAUGGGAAGGGAGGUUUACGAACCAUGCCUUUCAUCAUAGUGAACGAGUGUCUGGAGAAGGUGGCGAGCUACGGAAUCAUGGCCAACAUGAUACUGUAUCUGAUGAAUGGUUACGGAAUGGCUAUUGUGGACGGUACAAAAGUGAUGAACACUUGGUCCGCCAUUUCCAAUGUGUUGCCUAUCUUCGGAGCCUUCGUCUCCGAUUCUUACUUUGGUCGAUUCCUCGUCAUUUCCAUCGGUUCCUUCUCCAGCCUUCUUGGUUUAACAAUUUUGUGGUUAACUGCCAUGAUACCAGAGCUAAGAACUUCAUGUGAAUCAUUCAUGCUAAACUGCAGUUCUGCUACCGCAAUUCAACUAGCAGUUUUGUUCAUUUCCAUGGGAUUAAUCUCCAUUGGAGCUGGUUGCAUCCGACCUUGUUCCAUAGCAUUUGGAGCAGAUCAACUAACAAUUAGAGAAACGCCCAAAAACUUGGAUAGCUACUUUAGUUGGUAUUAUACCUCAAUUGCGUUAUCAACUGUGAUUGCUUUGAGCGUAAUUGUGUACAUUCAAGAAAAUCUUGGAUGGAAAAUUGGAUUUGGAGUACCUGCUGCGCUAAUGUUCAUAUCGGCUGUCAGUUUCAUUCUUGGUUCACCGAUUUAUGUCAAAGCAAAACCCGGUCAUAGCUUACUCACUAGUUUUGUUCAAGUAGUUGUGGUGGCUAUAAAGAACAGAAAACUUUGCCUUCCUGAUAGUUUUGAUCAGUAUUAUCAAGAAUGUGAUUCAGCUCUCGUGGUCCCCACUGAUAGCCUUAGGUGUUUGAACAAAGCUUGCAUUAUAAGAAAUCCCGAGACACUGUCAAGCCAUGGCGGAUCAGUUUUAGAUCCAUGGAGCCAAUGCACAGUAAGACAGGUGGAAUCACUGAAAUCUUUGCUCAGAGUCCUUCCUAUGUGGUCUACUGGCAUCUUUAUGAUUGCCUCCCAAGCCACAUUCUCUACUGUCCAAGCAAAUACCAUGAACCGAACACUUUUUGGCACUUUCAAAAUGCCUGCAGGAUCCUUCAAUCUUGUCAUCGUAAUCACUGUAUCAAUAAUCAUUCCCACCUAUGACCGUGUAAUGGUACCUCUGCUUGCAAAAUACAUGGACAUACCUAGAGGAUUCAGCUGUAGAUCUCGAAUAGGGAUAGGAUUGUUGUUCGUAUGUGCAAGUAAGGCAACAUCAGCUGUAGUUGAAACUAUAAGACGAAAAACGGCCAUUGAAGAAGGCUUUGAGGACCAUCCUAACGCUGUAAUUCACAUGUCAGUUUUAUGGCUAGUUCCUGAGUUUGUUUUGCUUGGAUUUGCUGAGGGCUUCAAUCCGAUUGGUCAGAUUGAAUUUUUCUACACUUAUAUACCCAAGUCCAUGUCUAGUUUUGCGAUGGCCCUUUUCACUCUUCAGCUUGCUGCUGUCGAUAUAUUUGGAAAUUUGUUGGUGAGUAUUGUGGACAAGGUCACUAGUGUAGGAGGGAAUGAGAGCUGGCUUUCAACAAACAUUAACAAGGGUCAUCUGAAUUACUAUUAUGCACUGCUCACUUGUUUAAGUAUACUUAACUACUUCUACUUUCUUGUUAUAUGUUGGGCUUAUGGUCCUGCUCUGGAGCAAAAACUUGAAGCUUCAGCAUGCAAGGAAGAAGAGCAAUUUGAUUACAUGGAAUUACCCACUUCCUAGAUUAUGUGUAAAGUGUUGUUUUAUCCGUAAACGAAAUAGGUUAAAAUUAGAUGUGUGCCAAGUGCUGUAUCGUGGUCUUGCACGGGUAUAUGCUGCAGAAAUGGAAUAAGGUAUAAUUCCCACACUAAAUACUACCGUUAUAGUGGAAACUUUUCUUUCUGAAUAAACUUAUAGUUGUAUCUAUAUCAA